Messenger RNA from Piliocolobus tephrosceles (Ugandan red Colobus), 5752 nucleotides. It is a transcript of the gene HK2, whose product is annotated as hexokinase 2. Gene Ontology annotation, cellular component: mitochondrion; cytosol. The transcript is spliced from 18 exons. Gene Ontology annotation, biological process: intracellular glucose homeostasis; glucose metabolic process; glycolytic process. Bases 594 to 3347 code for a protein of 917 amino acids. NCBI's taxonomy places the organism in Eukaryota, Metazoa, Chordata, Mammalia, Primates, Cercopithecidae. Gene Ontology annotation, molecular function: ATP binding; fructokinase activity; D-glucose binding. The record is from RefSeq and is a predicted model, not a curated record.
CGCCCGCGAGCCGUGAGCGCUGAUUGGCUGCGACGCGACGGGGGGCGGCCCGCGGGCGCACACACCCUCCCCGCGCAGCCAAUGGGCGUGCGCACGUCACUGACCGGGAGGCCCGCGGGCCGGCAGCCCCUCAAUAAGCCACAUUGUUGCAUGAAACUCCGGCGCAGGAGUCCCGGGCCGCCGCUGGCAACAUCGUGUCACCCAGCUAAGAAAAUCCGCGGGCCGGAGCCACGCGCCUGUGAACCAGAGAGGUCCCACUGCCGGAGUGGAGCCGGGCUGCGAUUCUUCUCAAGUUGAGCCUCAGUGAUCCUGUGGCCGAAGUUAGCGCCUUGACGUGGGAAAACCGGACACGUCGCCAGGAGAGAACUGAGGCGCCUGCUAGCAGUUGUGACACCAAAUCCCGUCUCUGGAGACCCGCGCCCUCCGCCAGCCGGGCGCACUCUCGCCGUUAGCCCUCUUUGUGCGUCGUUCGGACUCCCAGCUCCCGGCCCCGCAGCCGAGUCCCAGCACAAAGCAGUCGGACCGCGCCACCCGCCUCCCCGCUCGCGCCCCCGUCUGGGUAUCCCAACUCUGCGCCGUCGGGCCGCGGCAGGAUGAUUGCCUCGCAUCUGCUCGCCUACUUCUUCACAGAGCUCAACCAUGACCAAGUGCAGAAGGUUGACCAGUAUCUCUACCACAUGCGCCUCUCUGAUGAGACCCUCUUGGAGAUCUCUAAGCGGUUCCGCAAGGAGAUGGAGAAAGGGCUUGGAGCCACCACCCACCCCACUGCCGCAGUGAAGAUGCUGCCCACCUUUGUGAGGUCCACUCCAGAUGGGACAGAACACGGAGAGUUCCUGGCUCUGGACCUUGGAGGGACCAACUUCCGUGUGCUUUGGGUGAAAGUAACGGACAAUGGGCUUCAGAAGGUGGAGAUGGAGAACCAGAUCUAUGCCAUCCCCGAGGACAUCAUGCGAGGCAGUGGCACCCAGCUGUUUGACCACAUUGCCGAAUGCCUGGCUAACUUCAUGGAUAAGCUACAAAUCAAAGACAAGAAGCUCCCAUUGGGUUUUACCUUCUCGUUCCCCUGCCACCAGACUAAACUAGAUGAGAGUUUCCUGGUCUCAUGGACCAAGGGAUUCAAGUCCAGUGGAGUGGAAGGCAGAGACGUUGUGACUUUGAUCCGGAAGGCCAUCCAGCGGAGAGGGGACUUUGAUAUCGACAUUGUGGCUGUGGUGAAUGACACAGUUGGGACCAUGAUGACCUGUGGUUAUGAUGACCACAACUGUGAGAUUGGUCUCAUUGUGGGCACGGGCAGCAACGCCUGCUACAUGGAAGAGAUGCGCCACAUCGACAUGGUGGAAGGUGACGAGGGGCGGAUGUGUAUCAAUAUGGAGUGGGGGGCCUUCGGGGAUGAUGGCUCGCUCAACGACAUUCGCACUGAGUUUGACCAGGAGAUUGACAUGGGCUCGCUGAACCCGGGGAAGCAACUGUUUGAGAAGAUGAUCAGUGGUAUGUACAUGGGGGAGCUGGUGAGGCUUAUCCUGGUGAAGAUGGCCAAGGAGGAGCUGCUCUUUGGGGGGAAACUCAGCCCAGAGCUCCUCAACACCGGUCGCUUUGAGACCAAAGACAUCUCAGAUAUCGAAGGGGAGAAGGAUGGCAUCCGGAAGGCCCGUGAGGUCCUGAUGCAGUUGGGCCUGGACCCGACUCAGGAGGACUGUGUGGCCACUCGCCGGAUCUGCCAGAUUGUGUCCACACGCUCCGCGAGCCUGUGUGCAGCCACCCUGGCCGCCGUGCUGCAGCGCAUCAAGGAGAACAAAGGCGAGGAGCGGCUGCGCUCUACUGUUGGGGUCGACGGCUCCGUCUACAAGAAACACCCCCAUUUUGCUAAGUGUCUACAUAAGACCGUGCGGCGGCUGGUGCCUGACUGCGAUGUCCGCUUCCUCCGCUCCGAGGAUGGCAGUGGCAAAGGUGCAGCCAUGGUGACAGCAGUGGCUUACCGGCUGGCCGAUCAACACCGUGCCCGCCAGAAGACACUGGAGCCUCUGCAGCUGAGCCAUGACCAGCUGUUGGAGGUCAAGAGGAGGAUGAAGGUGGAAAUGGAGAGAGGUCUAAGCAAGGAGACUCACGCCAUCGCCCCCGUCAAGAUGCUGCCCACCUACGUGUGUGCCACCCCUGAUGGCACAGAGAAAGGGGACUUCUUGGCCUUGGACCUCGGAGGAACAAAUUUCCGGGUCCUGCUGGUGCGUGUUCGGAACGGGAAGUGGGGUGGAGUGGAGAUGCACAACAAGAUCUACGCCAUCCCGCAGGAGGUCAUGCACGGUACCGGGGACGAGCUCUUUGACCACAUUGUCCAGUGCAUCGCAGACUUCCUUGAGUACAUGGGCAUGAAGGGCGUGUCCCUGCCUCUGGGUUUUACCUUCUCCUUCCCCUGCCAGCAGAACAGCCUGGACGAGAGCAUCCUCCUCAAGUGGACAAAAGGCUUCAAGGCAUCUGGCUGUGAGGGCGAGGACGUGGUGACCCUGCUGAAGGAAGCGAUCCACCGGCGAGAGGAGUUUGACCUGGAUGUGGUUGCCGUGGUGAACGACACAGUUGGAACCAUGAUGACCUGUGGCUUUGAAGACCCUCACUGUGAAGUUGGCCUCAUCGUUGGCACGGGCAGCAAUGCCUGCUACAUGGAGGAGAUGCGCAAUGUGGAACUGGUGGAAGGAGAAGAGGGGCGGAUGUGUGUGAACAUGGAAUGGGGGGCCUUCGGGGACAAUGGAUGCCUAGAUGACUUCUGCACGGAAUUUGAUGUGGCUGUGGAUGAUCUUUCACUCAACCCCGGCAAGCAGAGGUUCGAGAAAAUGAUCAGUGGAAUGUACCUGGGUGAGAUUGUCCGUAACAUUCUCAUCGAUUUCACCAAGCGUGGGCUGCUCUUCCGAGGCCGCAUCUCAGAGCGGCUCAAGACGAGGGGCAUCUUCGAAACCAAGUUCUUGUCUCAGAUUGAGAGUGAUUGCCUGGCCCUGCUGCAAGUCCGCGCCAUCCUGCAACACUUAGGGCUUGAGAGCACCUGUGAUGACAGCAUCAUUGUUAAGGAGGUGUGCACUGUGGUGGCCCGACGGGCAGCCCAGCUCUGUGGCGCAGGCAUGGCCGCUGUGGUGGACAAGAUACGAGAAAACCGUGGGCUGGACGCUCUCAAAGUGACAGUGGGUGUGGAUGGGACUCUCUACAAGCUACAUCCUCACUUUGCCAAAGUCAUGCAUGAGACAGUGAAGAACCUGGCUCCAAAAUGUGAUGUGUCUUUUCUGCAGUCAGAGGAUGGCAGCGGAAAGGGAGCAGCGCUCAUCACUGCUGUGGCCUGCCGCAUCCGUGAGGCUGGACAGCGAUAGAACCCCUGAAAUCGGAAGGAACUUCCUCUUUCUCUCCCUCUUCCCUGUUUUAAAUUAUGUCAUCCCCUUGUGUCAGAGACAGACCCCUUGGCUUUUCCUUGGCAGAGAGGACCCCACUGGACUAGGUUUUGUCUCUGCAUCUCAUCAUAGAGCUUGGUGGCCAAACUUGGCCCUAUUAAGAUAAAUGCAGUUCCAAAUAAGGAUUUGUUCACAUGCAUCACAACCAUUCCCAUUGGUUCUCUUAAAACACGAAAAUUGUCACCCUUAGUAAUCCCCCUUGCCAAAUUCCAUGUCCCUGUAUAAUUCUACAGGAUGGGGACACUAAUGAAGAUAUGGUUGCUUCACCUUGGAGCCUGAACAUGACAUUUCUAGGUGGGGUGUAUCCCCCAGCUCUGAUGUUGUUACUGAUUCUCCUGUCAGAGAUCUGGGAGGUCUCCACUGAGGAUGUGAGCCUGAUUGUCCUACAGGCGGAUGUGGGGAGGGUGGAGGGGCGACAAUGGAGGGAAAUCCAUGGAUAUCCAUGCAGCAGCCCCUCUUUAACUUCAUCUAUAAGCAUUUGUCCUGUGGAUUCCAGCAUUUGCUAUUCCUGGAAUCAAGGAAUCCCGAAUCUGGGCAGUGAAACCAAAGCCAGGAGUUGACGCAUCCUGCAGUUGGGCCAGCCAUCGCAUCUCAGCGGGGUGCACACAUUAUCCACGAGUGAUGGACUUUUGGGGAAGGGGGAGUUUUUGGUUUGUUUUACAAAUUUUUCCUGCAAAAGUGGAAACACUGUAUUUUCAUUUUAAUUUAUAUUUGAAAUUUUAUUUAGUUCUUGAAGUAGAUCUGCUCCUUCAUCUUGACAUGUAAUGGUCAGUUGUACGUAAUGUAUUUAUAUGUUAAUUUGUUGUGUAUAUAGAUAUGCAAGUCUUGUCAGAAUUGGCCUCAGUGUAGUUAAAGGGCGGAAGGGGAAGAUACUGACUAGUCAUAGAAAUACCUCAUUCGCCUGUGGGAAGAGAAGGGAAGCCUCUUCGGGGUGAGUGAAUGGCAAAGCAGUUGCUUCUGGCUCUUCCUUCCCCUGUGGUCUUGGAAGUGUGGAAGGCAGGGACAGAGAUGGAGGCUGAGCCAAUGGACUGAAGAGACCACAGCAAUUGGUUCCUCCAUCUAGAGAUUUUCUUGGGGCAAUAUUCCAUGGGAUGUUAAGCAAAGGAAACCAAAGGAAUCAUUUCAAAUGGACUCAUGGCUUAGAAAUCUUUAUUCUUAGGGCAGUCAGUAUUCUAAAGCUUUCUGACAAGAUAAAGGAAGUCACCAAAAAAAAUGUUUUUAAAAUUGUAUCUAAUCCUCAACAACAAACCAAAACAGAACAAUUACACAACCAAAUAAAACCUCAGGGACAACAUUUUUGGUGUUUUUGUGCCCUCCCAGCAAGUUUCACCUUGGGUUUGUAUUUUAAAUGUUUUACAAGAAUUGUUGUCCGUGUGCUUCCCUAGGCUGAGCUGGCAUUGGUCUGCUGACCUGUUUUUGUGGGGGUUUUUUUAUACGCAAUAUUUAUUUCAAACCACUGGGAGGGAUGAGAGUGGCUUAAAAACUUCCGUCCCUACUUUUCAAGAGUGCAGUUGAUUCUGAAUCUGAAAGCCCACCUCUGCUCUAAAAUACACACAAGCACAGACAUUACGCCUGGAUACUAUGUAAUAAAGAGGGAUGUAACUCCAUUGAAUUGGAUACAAGGAUCAGAAUGGAAAGAUGGAAAGAAACUCAUGAUGAAAUUGCACCCGGUUUUUGUAUACUUAUCAAACUUGUGCUGAGAAUAGUGUCUGAUUGUACGACUUUUAAGCAAAGUUGGGUGUAAUUAGGUGAAAAUGGCCCAGCUCCUCCCGGGAGCACAGAGCAGCAAGGGGCUGGUCCUCUUUUGCUCUAGUCUCUUUGCUGUCUGGUGUAGCUCUUCUGCUGCUCCCAUCUGCACUAAUUGACCCAAAAUGUGGGUGUUUCCUGCUACACAAAAGCCAAAAGCUUUCACGUAGAUUUUAGAUUCACUAAAGGGUGCCCACAAAAUAGAGAUGAAUUUUAACUUAAAUUUUAAGCUUGAAGAUUAGGUACUAUCUGUGAAGGUACACUUUUUUUUUUUUUUUAAGGUAGAGAUGUGUGUGUGUGUAGGUAUUAAAAAUGUGUUGUUGGUUUCCAAAAAGGAACACUGGAAAAUAAAUUUUGAAUGUUUGUGUUCUCAGAAUUAGGUUGACAGUCUUUUGCUGACAUGGCUUUGCUUUGUGUAAUAUACAUGGGAUCUCAAUCUUCGGGGUGUGAUGAAUAGCGAAUCAUCUCAAAUCCUUGAGCACUCAGUCUAGUGAAGAUGUUGUCAUUAUGUACAAUAAAUAACUAGUUUAAUUAACUAUGUGAUGUUAACUAUUAAUAAAUUUUAACAUUUUCCAAAAUAA